UAGCUCUAUGUAUGGAAUAUGCAGAGGAUACUCAAGAAGUGCGCUGAAACAGCUCACCACCACCUGCAGACACACCCACACCGCUGUAAACUCAACUCUCUCCUCAACUCCUGCUAAAACUUCAACUCCUGCUAAAACUUCAACACCUGCUAAAACUUCAACACCUGCUAAAACUUCAACUCCUGCUAAAACUUCAACUCCUGCUAAAACUUCACCUCCUAAACCAUUGAAGAAUGACUCGCCCCAUCUUUCAAACCCCAAACUUCAGAAUCUCGUCACAUCCAGUUUUCCGAGGUCACGCAUGUGUUUUGCUUACGGCUCUAAAGUCCUGCACCAGCUUGAAAACCUCCCGACUGCGGCGACUAUGACAGAUCUUAUAUUCGUAGCAGAGGAUCCUGCAGCAUGGCACAAGGAGAACUUUAGGAACAAUAAGCACCAUUACUCCUUACCUAUGCGGUUAAUAGGGCCUAGCGGGGUGGCUUUUGUACAAGAUAUACGUCCUUAUUGUUUCUUUAACCCGUAUGUAGAGAUUGAUGGGGUCCUUCUCAAGUAUGGGAUCAUCUCUGAAACUCAUCUCUUGAAGGAUUUGCAGACCUGGGACACCUUGUACGUUGCAGGGAGGCUCCACAAACCUGUGCUGGUUUUAUACCAACAUCCUCAAUUCAGAGGCUCCUACAUCACUCGCAACCUGAGAUCAGCCCUUCACACAGCUCUGAUGUUUCUACCGGAGGUGUUCAACGACAUCCAACUCUUCACCGUCAUCUGCAACAUCUCAUACUGCGGGGAUGUCAGGUCCAAACUAAAGCUGGAGAAUCUUAAUAAGGUUCGGAAUAUUGUGGAACCUAAUAUCGAGCACUUCAAAAACCUGUACGAAUCUGUGAUAAACGAUUCGCCGUUUGUUGAGAGAACUGAUUACGGAUACUGCCAGGCUCCUAGAACGGAUAAAAAUCUCCGAGCUUUAGAAAACCUUAUCCCCGCUAAACUGCUGCAUGUGCCGGAAGAUGGCUCGCAUCCAAAAACUCGUGUCUUUAAAUUUGAUGAUAGACUAGAAACGAAACACCAGCUCUUCAGAAAGUCGCUGCGGGAGACUAUCGCUAUCCCGAAGAACAACUGAAAAAGGUAAUGUUCAUACCCUCAAUUAACCAGACAAUCAAAGGAUUCUUCACUGCGGGGGCAUCCAAAUCAUUUAGAUACGGCCUCGCUAAAUGGAGAAAGUCCAAAUCAAAAUCAGUAGAAGUUUUUAAAAAGGACUCCCCUGACCUACCAGCUGUUGUGGUGGAAAGUAAGCUGAUGUCCCAUGAAUAUAAUAUUUACUGGCACAGUGUGAGCGCAAAGAAUCCUAGUUUCCGGAACAACGUGAUAAUAUCUGUGUUUUUAAUGGUGUCAGCAACUUUAUACGUCAUGUGGAGGGAGAGUGGUUAUCAAAAAUCUCAGGGGGACAUCAAUAGUUCAAUAACUGAUCUUUAGGGUUUAAUUUGUUGUGUGUAAAUUAUUAUGUACUUUUUUAUUUUGAUCUGUCAUAUGAGAACCAGUUUUAGCUUUUUUCGUGCAUCUAUCCCUGGAAAUCAAUUUUUUACACCAUACUUUUUGAAA
Molecule: messenger RNA, 1593 nt
Organism: Bolinopsis microptera
Lineage: Eukaryota; Metazoa; Ctenophora; Tentaculata; Lobata; Bolinopsidae
Product: phosphatidate cytidylyltransferase, mitochondrial-like
Exons: 3
Coding region: 8-1114 (368 amino acids)
Biological process (GO): CDP-diacylglycerol biosynthetic process; cardiolipin biosynthetic process
Cellular component (GO): mitochondrion
Molecular function (GO): phosphatidate cytidylyltransferase activity
Source: RefSeq, a predicted model, not a curated record